GGGUUGAGCGGCAGGCAGGAGUUAGCUGCCCGUUAGCUCACCGCCGCUUCGAGAAAGUGGUUUUCUGUCAGCUCGCUGCCCACACGACGACAGGCAAACUUCUCCGACUUUGUGUCACUCCCCCUUCGUCUUCUGCUGGACUAAUGUUUCAUUUUUGGAUACAGCUGCUGAGUUUGUUUACAUCGCGAUGGCGCAUAUGCUCCUCCAGAAGCAGGGGAAACUAGCCGACUCCAGCUACCUGUGCUAACUUGGUGAGCAUUGAAACACACUCGCUCCUGAGAGAUCGCCUCGGACUAAAAACGAGAUGAGCAGUAUGGAAAUGUACUGUGACGGUACGUCUCUUUAUCUCGUUUCUCAGCUGUGAAUUGCUUCGCGAAGACAUUGUGAGUUCAGCGUUUGCAUCUGGACGGACGUAAGCCCAAUCUUGAACGAUGUCGAAAAUGGCAGGGAAGAAGAAAAGUUGUUUCCAGAUCACGAGUGUCACGCAGGCUCAGGUGGGUGCGAGCUGCGUCCCCGACGACACGGAGAGUCUGGACGAUCCGGACGAGUCCCGGACUGAGGACGUGUCAUCGGAAACGUUCGACGUGUGUCGGGUCGACCAGGGGGUGUGUGAUCGGAGCUCACCGGAGGAAGCCCUCAACAAUGGUGGCGAGUAUCAGGAGGGACAGCUGCCUUACACAGGACCUGUAAACGGAACUCUCUGUUAUAAAAGUGCACCUACUGGUUAUGUCACCCCACAUAAUGUAGGGGGAAGUGUUCCUGUUCCAAGCUCCAACACGGUCCCUGCAGCCUCUGUGGCUCCCACAGCUCCCAGCAAUAGUUGUAGUUCCCGGUUUAGAGUAAUUAAACUUGACCAUGGUACUGGAGAGCCCUUCAGACGGGGCAGGUGGACAUGUACUGAGUUCUAUGAGAAAGAUUCAGAUUCAAGUGUUAAUCGAACUGUGGACAGCAUAAAGCCGACUGUAACCCUCGAUCAAAGUAUAGACCGGGACAGUGGAUUAGGAGCCACUAUUAUGUCUGUAGUCAAUAACAGUGCGUUUUCUGCACAGGCUUUUGAAAUUUCCACUGAUAGUGGCUACUCGGUCUCUGUAGGACAUCCUACCCACUCCCACACUUCAGAUCCUUCACAGCAAGGGUACAUCUUUUCUCCUCAGAUUGGAAGUGGAGCAAGUGCCUUCCAGCCUAUCGGGUUCACAGCUGCAGCAUCACAGCAAACCAAACAGGCUCAGGUCAAUAUGCAGCCCGUUACUCCCCAAAACUUCUUCUCCAGCAGCCUCAAUGGUGUCCACCAAGGUGCCAUUAUUACCCCUGCCUCACAGUCCCAGCAGUUUGCUUAUUCUAAUCAUCCGACUGGCUUCUCCUCUGGUCACCCAGACUAUUAUCAGCAACACUUUGGGUUAAACAUAACAUCCUCAUCUGUGGGGUCUUCAGCCAGCCGGGUGUCCUCACCUCCAUUCACACCUGAUCCAGGAAUACAAGGGCUGGUCGGACAAGCAGGCCCAGCCCAGGGUCUUUUAAAACAACAAACUGGCAUGGCACCAGUCGGUAUCCUAUCCCCUGCCCUUCCAGGACUCACACAGCAGCAAUCUGUCAACCAGACUCAGCCUUCAGGAGGGUUAGGCAUUGCCGCUGCACCCUCAGCAACCACCACCUCCUCCUACAGUGGUGGCCAGAACGUGCCUGCCGCAGUGCCCAGUACAACCAACAUAACUCUGGGUGUGUCGAGUCAGGUGCCCAGCACAGGACACAUCCAGCUCCAAGGAGCUCAUGGGGGAAUCACAACAAGCCUUGGCCCUGACUUCAGUAACCAGGCAGAAGAUUGUAGGCAAAACUCUGAUGUCCUACCUCACCACAGUGCCAGUGCAGUAACUGGAAGUGACGGUGUAAAGUCUCCUGUUAGCGACGGUUUCAACCUGCCCACCCCCACUGUCACCAGCCUUUUUAACAUCCAGAUACCCCUGGACGAGGAUGAAGACAGUGCGUCUGGUGCCAGUGUUGUUGCCAUCGAUAACAAGAUCGAGCAGGCCAUGGACUUGGUGAAGAGCCACCUGAUGUACGCCGUUCGCGAGGAGGUGGAGGUGCUGAAGGAGCAGAUCAAAGAGUUGUACGAGAGGAACUCUGCGCUGGAGCGUGAGAACGCCGUGCUGAAGUCGCUGGCCAACACGGAGCAGCUCAGCCAGCUGUCCAGUCAGCUCAGCAGCUUAUCGGCGCCGCUGCAGCUGCACCAGUACUCGCUCGUCAAAAGCACGGCUCCCUCUCUGGUUCACCACGACGGGAGUCAGAGCGUCCCCUACCAGCCGAACAUCACCUCGGCAUGAACCCUUUGAAAUACUCUCAUUAACUUAACACCUCCCUCACACAGGUGAGGAAGUUCUGGUUCCACCGCCCCCCACAAAACCCCUCAUGCAACAAAAAAAAACGUGGCUCGGCUCAGUACGUUCCAUUUAAAUCCAAGUCUACAGCAACGUCUUUGUCAUUAUGAGCCAUGGCUCAGCUUCACAGGGCCGUCACCAUAUUAAGACAUUUACCAACCCUUAAGGUCUUAUUCUGGUCCUGUGUUUGGCUGCAGUGGGGGGGGAGGCGAAAAGGGGAGCAGGAGAAGAGGAGCUGCUGCACAUUGUAAAACUGAUUGUUCGUGUGCAGGAAGCGGCGUUCACCAGCACAACCAGCUUGAUUUGUUGGGACAGACUGGAGGAAGGCAAUGUUAAAACCUUGUGAAGGACCAUUGUGAUGAAGGUCCUGUCAAACCAUCCAGCAUGGACUGUCCUCCCAAGUGUCCACACCCCCACAUCACUCCACAGCUGGAGGAGGCCAGAGGAGCAAGUGGGACUCGGGAGGAGGGUGGAGGGAUACGUGCGGAGCGAGUCGAGCGCUUCGGCUCGUUGAAAUGCUGCAUUGCAAGCUUGUUGUUUUUUUUUUUUCUCAAAGCCACCGUACUUUGACAUGAAUCCGAAUAAAUUUUCAUUAGUUCAGUUUUAAGUAUUUUCAUUUAUUUAUUUCAGGGCUGCUAUUUUCAUAAUGUAAAUGUCAUGAAGUUACAUAUUAAAAGAAAAAAAAAACAAACGCCUUUUUCUUUGAGUUUUAUUUUUUGCUCUUUUUUUUAACUGUCAGGUAUAAAUUUCAUAUAUACACAUCUAUUUUGGCAACGUAGAUCUCAAAAAGUAGGCAAUAAGUGCAAACACUAAAGCUGAGCUUUUAUUCAGUGAAAUCCAGGUUGAAUGUAUAUUUUGUAAAGUAUUACGAGCGUGGAGGGAUUGCACAGGAGAGUGCCUGUUAGGAUAUGAAAUGUGACGGGUUGUUUCAGUAAAAAUGAAUUUUCUUUUUCUAGACUUUGUCAUAAAUGGAGAUGAAUUUUGAGGGGUUUGGUUUAGAGGUGGAAGAAAUGAAAAGCUGUGAAAAGUCUUCAACCUACUUUAUAACCAAAGACUAAAAAUGUGUUCUUUUUAUUAUUAUUAUUUUUAAAUGCACAUGUUUUCUACUGUCCAUCCCCGUUUAUGUUGUUCUGCAUGAUCUCUGAUUGGACCACUGUCUUACCUCGUGAUUUUUUUAAAAUCCAGCACUCUGAAUUUUUCUGUCGGGCUGUGAAUGAUUGUCGGAGGGUUUGUUUUUGGUCGGGGUGGAGGAGGUGUUUGACGCGAUAGAUGUGGAGGAAAAGAAUGGAGGGAAUAAAAAUGUAGUUUGAGGGAGGAGCCGUGUGCGUAAAAAAAAAAAAACCUGUCACAAAAGGAGCCAUUGUUAUUGUUCUCAUGUGAACGCCGUUAAAUCUGAUCUAUUAAACAUUUCACACUUUGACGCUGCAGCCCGGUCCAUUGUGUCUGAGCUUAUUAUGGGAUGUCCUGUCUGUGUCGCGUCUCUGUGCCUCCUGCAGUCGGCAGGCCGUUCGGCUUCUUCGUGGCUUAAAACCAAACCAAAAUGUUUAUUAAUUGUACAAUCAGACAUGUUUUUUUGUUUGUUUUCUGCUUUAUUUUUCUUCCAUUGAAGGAGAAGCCAUGUACUUGCCAAAUGUACUGAAUGAAAGUGAUCACUGAGCCUUGGAGAAAAUAAAUGUCCUUGUAAUGUGCUUUUCAGACAAUUUUAGUUCUCUUGUCAGAAAUAAAUAACCUUUUCAUUAUCA
This is a messenger RNA of Nematolebias whitei (Rio pearlfish), 4114 nucleotides long. RefSeq names its product TSC22 domain family protein 2-like. Bases 432 to 2318 code for a protein of 628 amino acids. NCBI's taxonomy places the organism in Eukaryota, Metazoa, Chordata, Actinopteri, Cyprinodontiformes, Rivulidae. Gene Ontology annotation, biological process: regulation of transcription by RNA polymerase II. The record is from RefSeq and is a predicted model, not a curated record. The transcript has 3 exons.